AUGGGCAAUAGAGAAUUGUGUGGAGCAUUUCAAUUUAAGGUCAUGCCAUGCAAAGAUAAUACAACUAGGUCAUCAAGCAAGAUACGAAUUUUGAAAUACAUUUUACCAUCAGUUAUCUCGGUAGCAAGUCUUGCUGUUAUUAUGGUUUGUUUAAUGAGAAGUUGUAAUAAAAAUUCAGCUCGUCCUGCUCAAUCUAGUCCUCUCAUCACGGUCAAGAGGAUUUCAUAUUAUGAGGUUCUUAAAUCUACAAACAAUUUUGAUGAAGAGAAUCUGAUUGGUAGAGGAAGUUUUGGUUCAGAAUACAAGGGAGUAUUUUCAGAUGGAACUAUUGCUGCUAUAAAGGCUUUCAAUUUAGAUGUGGAAGGUACGAACAAGAGUUUUGAUACUGAGUGCCAAAUACUGUGCAAAAUUCAUCAUAGAAAUCUUGUUAAGCCCAGCAAUAUACUUCUAGAUGAAGAUAUGGUCGCCCAUGUAGGAGACUUUGGCAUUUCCAAGCUCUUUACAGAAGACCAAAGAAUUUCUCAUACCAAGACUUUGGGCACCAUUGGGUAUAUGGCACCAGAAUAUGGAUCAACUGGAUUAAUAUCGGCUAUGGCGGACGUUUAUAGCUACGGUAUUAUGUUGAUGGAAACAUUUAUAAAGAAGAAGCCAACAGAUGAUAUUUUUAUUGAAGAGUUAACAAUGAGGAAAUGGGUGUUUGAAUUCUACCCUGAUUCAGUAAUGCAGAUAAUAGAUGUGGAUCUAGUGGAUGGAGUUGAUGCGAAUAUUAAAGCUAAAGAGUGCUGCUUGAGAUCAAUUAUGGGACUAGCACUGGAAUGCACAACUGACAUGGCUGAGGAGAGGCUAGAUAUGAAAAAUGUACUACUCAGGCUAAAGAAGAUCAAAAUCGAAUAUCUUUCUAACAUUACUGGUGAAGAAUAA
Molecule: messenger RNA, 921 nt
Organism: Fraxinus pennsylvanica
Lineage: Eukaryota; Viridiplantae; Streptophyta; Magnoliopsida; Lamiales; Oleaceae
Source: the annotation of a GenBank genome assembly